CGGCAACCAAGCUAGUAUCACACCUAGCUACAUAGUUCUCUUCCAUGCAGCACUUUCUCUCUCACACAUCUCCGUUAGUUUCCUCAAUGAAAAGCUGCUGACAAUCAGCGGCUCAUAAUUCAAGAAACUGUAGGAAGACGACUUGACAUUAGCACAAGCAGCAAAAUCUAGCCAUGGCCAAAAGCCAAUUGGAAGUGCUAAGUGCACUCGAUAAUGCGAAAACCCAAUUGUACCAUUUCACUGCAAUCGUAAUUGCUGGUAUGGGCUUCUUCACUGAUGCCUAUGAUCUCUUCUGCAUUUCCGUCGUCACAAAGUUACUCGGCCGAAUCUACUACCCCCCGAACGCGGCCCACGUGGCCAAGCCCGGUAUUUUACCGGCCUCUGUUUCAUCCGCUGUUACCGGUGUUGCCCUUGUUGGCACCCUUUGCGGCCAACUCUUCUUCGGUUGGCUCGGUGACAAACUGGGCCGCAAAAAGGUGUACGGCCUAACCCUGCUUCUCAUGAUCUUCUGCUCUCUUGCUUCUGGUCUUUCUUUCGGUCAUCAUGCAAGGGGUACAAUGGCCACUCUCUGUUUCUUCCGAUUUUGGCUUGGGUUUGGCAUUGGAGGCGAUUACCCACUUUCUGCCACCAUCAUGUCCGAAUACGCAAACAAGAAGACUCGGGGAUCGUUUAUAGCUGCCGUAUUCGCAAUGCAAGGGUUCGGAAUAUUAACCGGUGGAAUUGUUGGUCUUGUAGUCUCGGCCGCAUUCGAACAUGGGAUCACAGUUUAUCCAUAUAAUAAAAACGCCGAAUUAUCCCUGCCGCCCCGGGCCGACUACGUUUGGCGCAUUAUACUAAUGUUUGGGGCCGUUCCAGCUGCAAUGACUUACUACUGGCGUAUGAAGAUGCCCGAGACUGCCCGUUACACUGCUCUUAUUGCUAAAAAUGCCAAAAAAGCAGCCGAGGACAUGGCUCAGGUGUUAAACGUGGAAUUUGACCCCGAAGAGGCCAAGCUAGAGAAAUUCGUCGAAGAACCCUCCAAUCAAUAUGGAUUGUUUUCGAAAGAAUUUCUUCAUCGCCACGGGCUUCACUUACUUGGGACCGCGACUUGUUGGUUCUUACUCGAUAUCGCCUUCUACAGCCAAAAUCUAUUCCAGAAAAACAUAUUCACAGCAAUCGGUUGGCUCCCUCCGGCUGCCAAUAUGAGUGGGAUUCAAGAGGUUUAUAAAGUCUCAAGAGCCCAAACCCUAAUUGCCCUAUGCGGUACCGUGCCGGGGUACUGGUUUACAGUGCUUUUCAUCGAUAAAAUCGGAAGAUGGGUCAUUCAACUGCAGGGUUUCUUCUUCAUGACCGUGUUCAUGUUCGCACUCGGGAUACCUUUCAAUCACUGGGUGAAACAUAAUGUUCCAUUCAUCAUAAUGUACUCCCUCACGUUUUUCUUUGCCAACUUCGGGCCAAAUGCCACAACAUUUGUACUGCCGGCAGAGAUCUUCCCGGCCCGACUUAGGUCCACUUGUCACGGAAUAUCGGCUGCAGCAGGAAAAGCGGGGGCCAUAGUUGGGGCGUUUGGGUUUUUGUACGCAUCCGAGUCCGAUCAUGUCAAACUGGACGAUCCAGGGUACAACAAGGGUAUCGGUGUGAAGUACUCACUCAUUGUGCUCGGUUUUGUGUCUCUCUUCGGAAUGAUGUUUACUUUCCUCGUCCCAGAGCCCAACGGGAAAUCGCUCGAGGAGCUUUCAGGUGAGAAUGAGGAUGAUUCAAUUGAUGCAGUUGAGGAGUCCCCGCCGGACAAACAGGGCGCUUUUUUCCGGACCGCGCCUGUUUAAUUCGGGUGAGGCAAUGUGGGCCUUUAUAUCAAGCUAUCUAGAAGUGAAGUGAUUGGUCUUUGUGUGUGUUUCAAUAAUGUAGAUAUUUCUCGAUUCCACCACUAUAUAUCUCUAGUUCGAAAGCAAUUACAGAAUUUACUGUUCGAUAGUUUGAUGUUGCAACUCUCUGAGACAAAUUGUGUUUUAUAGCUGCUUUGUUAUAUGUUCCUUCCGUCUUUUAAUUUUCCGGUUGUAAUUUCAUAGCUCCAAAUGCAAGGGAGUUUGAAAGCUUUUGUGAUUUUGAAUGGAGAUUAUGUUAGUGGUA
This is a messenger RNA of Rhododendron vialii, 2109 nucleotides long. RefSeq names its product inorganic phosphate transporter 1-1-like. The record is from RefSeq and is a predicted model, not a curated record. Gene Ontology annotation, cellular component: membrane. Gene Ontology annotation, biological process: phosphate ion transport; transmembrane transport. Bases 174 to 1805 code for a protein of 543 amino acids. NCBI's taxonomy places the organism in Eukaryota, Viridiplantae, Streptophyta, Magnoliopsida, Ericales, Ericaceae. Gene Ontology annotation, molecular function: phosphate transmembrane transporter activity. The transcript has 2 exons.